Molecule: messenger RNA, 1709 nt
Organism: Trichomycterus rosablanca
Lineage: Eukaryota; Metazoa; Chordata; Actinopteri; Siluriformes; Trichomycteridae
Gene: mlc1
Product: modulator of VRAC current 1
Exons: 12
Coding region: 111-1301 (396 amino acids)
Biological process (GO): regulation of response to osmotic stress
Cellular component (GO): endoplasmic reticulum; cytoplasmic vesicle; plasma membrane
Source: RefSeq, a predicted model, not a curated record
ACUAACAGGCUGAGUGUCUGGGUGCCAUGGGUGCACUUGAAGGACGCUUGUUGGAUUGACAUAAAUCUGCAGGAACAUCACCAAGCCAAACAGAUUACAGUAAAAGGUCAAUGAUGCAGAGGGAGGACGAAGCACGGGAGGAGUUUAGCUACACCCACAUACCCACUCUGGAACGAGCAAGCAUGAGUGGCUCGCUGAGCAGGCGAAUGGAACGAGAAAUGGAGAGAGCGGAGAGGGACAGCUACAUAGUGGACGUGAGAGCCAGUGACCUGGAGCUGGACGAAGCUGAGCCAUUACACCCCUGCCUCAGCUACAGAGCCUGGCUUUACAGCAUCCUCAUAGGGUGUAGUCUCUUGAUCACAGCUGGAUUCUCUAUCUAUCUGGGUAAUGUGUUUCCUGAUGACAUGGACUACCUGCGCUGUGCUGCUGGAGCAAGUAUUCCAGCUGCCGUGGUGAGUUUUGCCAUCGCUGUAAAGUGGCGUGUUGCAGUGUCUGAUUUUCAGAUGGUGUAUGUAUCCACAUUUGCUGUAAUAACCACAUGUCUGGUGUGGUUUGGUUGUAAGCUGGUUCUGAGCCCCUCAGCUGUCAAUAUCAACUUUAAUCUGAUUCUGCUCACACUGCUGGAAGGCCUCAUGGCUGGCACUGUCAUCCUGUCAGCUCGUUCUGUGGAGGACUGCUGCAGCCAUAGCAAGCCAGUGUAUGACGGCCCUGUGGCAGUGACCCAUGCUGUAUUUCCUUCAAGACUUCUCAAGGCUUAUUCUGUGAUUGAGGUGAUUGUUGGGAUAUCUGCUGUAUUUGGUGGCAUUAUUGCUCUCAACAUGGACGCUCUGCUGCCAGGGCCCUACCUCUCUGUCACGUUCUUCUGGAUUCUAAUAGCUUGUUUCCCAAGUGCCAUAGCCAGUCAUGUGGUAUCAGAAUAUCCAAGCAAGUGUCUGGUAGAAACACUGAUUGUCAUCAGCAGUGUCACCUCACCACUGCUUUUCUCUGCCUCUGGCUACUUGUCCAGCAGUGUACUAAGUUUUAUUGAGAUUUUUCUCCAUGAUGUGCCCAUAGCAAAGCAAUCAUAUGACAUCUUACUGCUGAUCCUAAUGGUGCUGCUGCUGGCUCAGGCAGGCCUGACACUGGCCACUGUGGUGCACUGCGCUUCCUACAAAGGUCAGCUGCGCAGUGGGGCACCAGAGAGGGAGGACAAUCCAUCAAUAGAUCCACACAAAUAUGAGCUAAGAGGAUCUAAUGGCACACUGCGAGAUUUUGACAAAGAGAAGGCCUGGAAGGCAGUGGUAGUGCAAAUGGCUCAGUAAACACAGAGAGAAAGAACAAACAAGGAACAAUCAAAUGUGUGUAGAGGAGGAAUAAGGAGGUAUAGUUCAAUGACAGUAAGAAUGUUUGGUAACCGUGAAUUACAAGUAUUCAAAAUACCUAUUCAGAAUAAAAAAUUUAAAAAAAGAUAUAUAUAUAUACAGUAUAUAUAUAUAUAUAUAUAUAUAUAUAUAUUUUACACCGAUUUUACAAUUUAGAAUUUGGCUACUACUACUAUUUAGCUCAGUGGUUAUACAUUUUAAUGCUUGACAUAUGUUUAUUUUGUAUACUUAUUUAAAUAUGCACAUGUUUAACAUGCAUGGCUGUGUUCUAUCUCAUGUCCCUAACAUCAAACAUCUUAUUAACACCUUAUUAAUUUUCUUAGUUUGACUUUAUGCACUGGUUUUAUG